CUGCAGUUAGUAUCCCUGUGCUUCAUUGCUGGAGGUACUUGCAGGUCCUCAGCCCUGUGGCGCUCACCUCUUAGAGCUGUGGCCUGGGUCCUCACCCAGUGGGGACCUGCAGAAUUGUGUUGGGAAGUCGUAUUUCCUGGGCGAGGACCCCCCAGCAAUCAGGAAUGAGAGAAAUGCAGAAAGUAUGACCCACACGCGGAACUGGUUCUGAAUAGAACAUUUAUUGACGAAGUUUUGCAGGAGGCGGCGGGCGCUUUAAUUCCCGAGGCUGUUGGUGGCAGCCCGCUGCUUGCCCCAAGCCUGUUAACUGCUGGGCUGCCGGUGCUGGGGACAAUGUGGCUGCCCGGCUCCUUGCCACCCUCAUGGUGCCCGAAUGGGAGCCCUCUUGAGGAAAGCGAAUCUCUUGGGGGUGCCCUCCCCAGGCAGCAAUGCCAGGAUGCCCGUAUCCACCUCUCUCCGCCAGGAUGGCAGCCAGGAGCGGCCGGUGAGCCUGACCUCUACUACCUCCUCGUCAGGCUCUUCCCGUGACAGUCGUAGUGCCAUGGAGGAGCCUAGCGGCUCCGAGGCUCCCACCAAGAAUGGAGCAGGCUCCCCAAGAGGCCGGCAUCUCCCCAACAGCAACAACAACUCCAGCAGCUGGCUGAACGUGAAGGGGCCCCUCUCCCCAUUCAACAGCCGGGCGGCUGCUGGGUCUGCACAUCACAAGCUCAGCUACCUGGGCCGAGUGGUGCGGGAGAUCGUGGAGACUGAGCGCAUGUAUGUGCAGGACCUGCGCAGCAUCGUGGAGGACUACCUCUUGAAGAUCAUCGACACACCGGGGCUGCUGAAGCCAGAACAGGUCAGCGCCCUCUUCGGGAACAUAGAGAACAUCUACGAACUCAACAGCCAGCUCCUCAGAGACCUGGACAGCUGCAAUAGUGACCCCGUGGCUGUGGCCAGCUGCUUUGUAGAAAGGAGCCAAGAGUUUGAUAUCUACACCCAGUAUUGCAACAACUACCCCAACUCCGUGGCCGCCCUGACAGAAUGCAUGCGGGACAAGCAGCAGGCCAAGUUCUUUCGGGACCGGCAGGAGCUGCUGCAGCACUCGCUGCCCCUGGGCUCCUACCUGCUGAAGCCGGUCCAGCGCAUCCUCAAGUACCACCUGCUGCUCCAGGAAAUUGCCAAGCAUUUUGAUGAAGAAGAGGAUGGCUUUGACGUGGUGGAGGAUGCCAUUGACACCAUGACCUGUGUGGCCUGGUACAUCAACGACAUGAAGAGGAGGCAUGAGCACGCAGUCCGCCUCCAGGAGAUUCAGUCACUCCUCAUUAACUGGAAGGGACCCGACUUGACCACCUACGGGGAGCUUGUCCUGGAGGGCACGUUCCGCGUGCAUCGCGUGCGCAAUGAAAGGACCUUCUUCCUCUUUGACAAAAUGCUGCUUAUCACCAAGAAGCGCGGCGAUCACUUUGUCUACAAGGGCAACAUCCCGUGCUCCUCCCUGAUGCUGAUUGAAAGCACCAGAGACUCCCUGUGCUUCACCAUCACCCACUACAAGCACAGCAAGCAGCAGUACAGCAUCCAGGCCAAGACAGUGGAAGAGAAACGGAACUGGACUCACCACAUCAAGAGGCUCAUCCUAGAGAAUCACCAUGCCACCAUUCCCCAGAAGGCCAAGGAAGCCAUCCUGGAAAUGGACUCCUACUAUCCCAAUCGGUACCGCUACAGCCCAGAGCGGAUGAAGAAGGCGUGGUCCUCCCAGGAUGAGGUGUCCACCCAUGUGCGCCAGGGCCGCCGGCAAUCUGAGCCUGGUCACUCUCCGUAUAUUCGGGCAACUCUCCCCGGCGGGCAGCGAGGCUUCAUGAUGCCAGGCCUUACAGGCCGUAGAAAGUCGGAACCAACCAAACACCUGCUCAGGCAACUCAACGAGAAAGCCCGAGCAACAGGAAUGAAGCAUGCAGGCAGUGCUGGCACCCUCCUGGACUUUGGGCAGCCCUCCCGUACUCGGGACCUGCAGCCGGAGGCUGAAGGGGCUGCUCAGGAGGAGGAAGAGGAGGAGGUGGUGGAGGAGGAGGAGGAGGAGGAGGAGGAGGAGCAGGCCUUUCAGGUCUCUCUGGAGGACCUGGCAGGGCAUGAAGGCAACGAGAAGGGGUCUGGGCCGGAACCCCCAGGCUCAGAGGAGGAGGAGGAGCAGGAGGAGAGCCUGGCCGUGGCGGAGCAGGUAGCCGACUUUGCCAGCUCCCUGCUGGCCGCCCUCCACUGCUGGCACUAUCGGGCCAACGCUUUACUUUUCUCCCGGGGCGCUAUGGGAAAGGGGCGCAGGGAGUCUGAAGGCUCCAGGAGCAGCAGAAGGCCCAGUGGCCGGUCUCCAACCAGUGCUGAGAAGCGCAUGAGCUUCGAGUCCGUUUCUUCCCUGCCAGAGGUUGAGCCAGACCCUGAGGCUGGGAGCGAGCAGGAGGUAUUUGCUGCUGUGGAAGGGCCCAGUGCCGAGGAGAUGCCUUCAGACACAGAAUCUCCAGAAGUCCUGGAGACACAGCUUGACUCCCACCAGGGGCUUCUAGGGAUGGAUGCACCGGGUGACACGGUGGACUUCAUGGCAGCUGAGAGCACUGAGGACCUUAAGGCCCUGAGCAGUGAGGAGGAGGAAGAAAUGGGGGGUGCCGCCCAGGAGCCUGAGAGCCUCCUGCCACCCUCUGUGCUGGACCAGGCCAGCGUCAUUGCAGAGCGGUUUGUCAGCAGCUUCUCCCGGCGGAGCAGCGUGGCGCUGGAGGACGGCAAGUCCAGUGGCUUUGGGAGCCCACGGCUGGUCAGCCGGAGCAGCAGCGUGCUCAGCCUGGAGGGAAGUGAGAAGAGCCUGGCCCGGCAUGGCAGCACCACAGACUCCCUCAGCUGUCAGCUCUCCCUGGAAGUGGACAUCGGUGUGGGGGUGGCCACAGAGGACAGCCCUUCUGUCAAUGGGGUGGAGUCCCCAAGCCCAGGCUGCCCAAUGGAGCCCGACCGGUCUUCCUGCAAGAAGAAGGAAUCAGCACUCUCUACCCGAGACCGGCUGUUGCUGGACAAGAUUAAGAGCUAUUACGAAAACGCGGAGCACCACGAUGCGGGCUUCAGCGUCCGUCGCCGGGAGAGCCUCUCCUACAUCCCCAAAGGACUGGUGAGAAACUCAGUCUCCAGGUUCAACAGCCUUCCCCGGCCAGACCCAGAGCCGGUAGCUCCAGUGGGGCGCAAGAGACAGGUGGGCUCCCGGCCGACUUCGUGGGCCCUGUUUGAGCUCCCAGGACCAAGCCAGGUGGGCACAGGGGACCCACCUCCCAUCACAGAUUCUGAGUUCCGUCCAUCUUCAGAAAUUGUUAAGAUCUGGGAGGGAAUGGAGUCUUCUGGGGGGAGCUCUGGGAAGGGACCGGGCCAGGGCCAGGCCAAUGGCUUUGACCUGCACGAGCCACUCUUCAUCCUGGAGGAGCACGAGCUAGGAGCCAUCACGGAGGAGUCAGCCACAGCCUCCCCGGAAAGCGCCUCUCCCACCGAGGGGCGCAGCCCGGCCCACCUGGCCCGUGAGCUGAAAGAGCUGGUGAAGGAACUGAGCAGCAGUGCCCAGGGAGAGCUGGUGGCCCCACUGCACCCCCGCAUCAUGCAGCUCUCCCACGUGAUGGACAGCCACACGAGUGAGCGCGUCAAGAACAAGGUCUACCAGCUGGCCCGCCAGUACAGCCUCCGGAUCAAGAGCAACAAGCCAGUGAUGGCCAGGCCAUCACUGCUCUGGGAAAAGGCAGCCCCUGAGAGGGACAGGAAGAGCCCCACUGUGCCCUGUCUACGGGAGGAGGCUGGAGAGCCACUGGGCGGCAAAGGUAAGAGGAAGCCGGCGCUCUCUCUCCAUGACUGUGAGCAGAAGAUGGCCCAGGAGCACAGCCCUCCGAAGCCCUCCUCGGCUGGGGACACAUCGCCACGGCGUUUCUCCUUCAGCCCCUCUGCCGUCAGCCAGAGGACCACCUCGCCUGGGGGCCGGCCGUCUGCCCGAAGCCCCCUCAGCCCCUUCGACACGGAGACCUUCAGCUGGCCUGACGUACGCGAGCUCCGCUCCAAGUAUGCCUCGCACGAUGAGGCACGCCAAGCAGGGGGUGGCCGGCCCCGAGGCCCACCUGUCAAUAGGAGCCGCUCAGUGCCAGAGAACAUGGUGGAGCCGCCUCUGUCGGGCAAGGUGGGCCGCUGCUGCAGCCUGAGUACCAAGAGGGGCCGGGGAGGCGGAGAGGCCACACAGUCACCUGGGCCUCUGCCCCAGAGCAAUCUGGACGGAGACGAGGCCCUGUAUGUCACUGCAGACCUCACCUUGGAGGACAACUGGCGGGUGAUUGUCAUGGAGAAGGGACCUCUUCCUGGCCCCACUGCGGGGCUGGAGGAGAGCAGUAGCCAGGGACCAAACUCGCUGGUGGCCCUGGUAGGGCAGGGCCAGGACUUCCAAGAGUCUGCAGAGUGUCGGCCGAAAGAAGAAGGUCCCAGGGACCCGGCAGACCCAAGCCAGCAGGGCAGAGUGAGAAACCUCAGAGAGAAAUUCCAGGCCUUGAACUCUGUAGGUUGACGCUGACUCCUGGGGGAGGGAGGAGUCACGUUGGAGGAUGAAGAAGAACCUGGGCAUCCUUCCCGUUGAGCCUGGGCUCAUGGAGCCCCUGCCCAAGACCCUUGGGCGAGUGGAAAGGCUGUCCCCUGUGCCCUCUGGAAAGGAUGCUCCCAUGUGCAGGGGCUCUCCCGCCUAUGCCACACACUGGUGCUCCCUGGGGCUCGGGGCAACCUUCCAUAGGCCCAGAUGAGCCACUCACCUGUGAGGCUGGUGUGGCCACUUCCCUUGUAAAUAGUUCUUCUCUAGUAAGAAGCCAAAUGUUUAAGCUCACCUCUUCCCAGAGAGAGCAAGCUAUGCUCAGGCCUCCAGCGUUGACUGGCCAUAGCCAUGGCCAGACAGAGGAGCCCACCCCCGGGGAGACUCGGGCAGUGGCCUGGAGAGGCUUUGCUCUGUAACUGUACCUUUUCUUAGGGUCCAGGCAGGAAUGAAGCCGAUAAUUUAUUGCUUUCCAUUCCAUGGUAUGAUGUGCGUGUGCGUGAGUGUGUGGCCCCUGUUUAUUCCCCUCCUGCCAAGAAUGAAAUGGAUUCAGUUCAGGUACUUUUGAGGGUUGUUGCGCUGACCCUGUGAUUGUCGCUGAUCUACACACAUUUCAUUAUUCGCCAAUGGUGCAAUAACCACUGCUGACCAACCCA
This is a messenger RNA of Callithrix jacchus (white-tufted-ear marmoset), 5217 nucleotides long. It is a transcript of the gene PLEKHG3, whose product is annotated as pleckstrin homology and RhoGEF domain containing G3. The record is from RefSeq and is a predicted model, not a curated record. Gene Ontology annotation, biological process: regulation of establishment of cell polarity. Gene Ontology annotation, molecular function: guanyl-nucleotide exchange factor activity; small GTPase binding. Lineage: Eukaryota; Metazoa; Chordata; Mammalia; Primates; Cebidae.